Artibeus jamaicensis (Jamaican fruit-eating bat) is the source of this 4729-nucleotide messenger RNA. It is a transcript of the gene IL18R1, whose product is annotated as interleukin 18 receptor 1. The record is from RefSeq and is a predicted model, not a curated record. Bases 147 to 1934 code for a protein of 595 amino acids. Gene Ontology annotation, biological process: interleukin-18-mediated signaling pathway; positive regulation of type II interferon production. NCBI's taxonomy places the organism in Eukaryota, Metazoa, Chordata, Mammalia, Chiroptera, Phyllostomidae. The transcript is spliced from 11 exons. Gene Ontology annotation, molecular function: interleukin-18 binding; interleukin-18 receptor activity.
UCCAGGUCACCAGCCACUACCCACAAUCCCAGAGGUCCAGGCACCUGCUGCGCAUCCUAGGAACCAGGGUGCAGGGGCGGGAUUCUCCAGCUGCACCACGGAUCCCGCGGCCCAGUAGCUCCCGGCACUCCAGGCUUGGUACGCAGAUGAAAGAUACCAGACGCCAACCUGCCACCCCUGGACCCGAGCAGUGCCCCACCGCGCCACAACGCGCCACACCACGCCUCCACCCGCAGCUUCACAGCCAGAGGCUUUUUAUUUCUUCUAACUUGCUAAAAGCUUGUAGAAGUAGAAUCCUAAAUAUGCACUGUGGACAAGUACCCCUGACACUUUUGGUACUUAUGUUUAUGAACACCUCAGAAACCUGUACUCUACGUCCUCAUAUUACUGCUGUUGAAGGGGAACCAUUCUAUUUGAAAUAUUGCUUAUCUUCAUCUGAGCAUGAGAAUGAGCCAGCCACCAUAAAGUGGUACAAAAGCAAUGAAUCACAUGGACUUGUUGAGCUAAGCUCAAGCAGUUCACCCAGAAUUACUUUGCAUGAUUAUGUUUUGGAGUUUUGGCCCGUUCAGUUGGAUGACAGUGGAUCUUACUUUUUUCAAACAGGAAAUGAUACCCAUGAAUGGAGAUUAAAUGUCAUCAGAAGAAGUAAACACAGAUGUUUUGCUGAAAAACAAGUAAUUAGUAUAACUGUGGAAGUUAAACAAGCUUUGCAAAUACCCUGCGAUGAACAUAGUUACUAUAAAAAACUAGUCAACAGAACAUUGUUAUAUAAGAACUGUGAAAAGAUAGAGAAGAAUAUAAACUCAUCCUUUCGGAAGAAUGCAGAGCUCAAUGAUCAGGGAUAUUACACCUGCAUGUUUUUCCUUUAUCAUAAUGGAAAAUUAUUUAAUGUCACCAACACCUUCAAUAUAACAAUAGUUGGAGAUCAUAGUAAUAUAAUUCCAGUUCUUUUUGGACCAAAGCUGAAACACAUUGGAGUGGAAUUAGGAAAAGAUGUACAGCUCAACUGCUCUGCUUUGCUGAAUGAAAAGGAUCUGAUUUAUUGGAACAUCCAGAAAGAAAAUGGAGAGAAUCCUAAUGUACAUGAAGAGAAAGAAAUAAGAAUUAAGACUUCAGAAGGUAAAUGGCAUGCUUCAAAAAUAUUGAGAAUUGAAAAUAUUAAUGAAAUAAAUCUAAAUUUUUUAUACAAUUGCACUGUGGCCAGCGAGGGUGACAUAGACACCAAAAGCUUCAUCUUGCUAAAAAAAGCAGAACUGGUGGAUAUUCCAGGCCAUGUCUUCACUAGAGGAAUAAUCAUAGCUAUUUUGAUCUCGGGGGUAGCCAUGUGCCUAAUGAUUGUGGCUGUCAUUUAUAGAGUUGACUUGGUUCUAUUUUAUAGAGAUUUCAUGGGAAGAGAUGAAACAUUAACAGAUGGAAAGACAUAUGAUGCUUUUGUGUCUUACCUAAAAGAGUGUCAACCUGAGAAUGGAGAGGAACACACCUUCGCUGUGGAGAUUCUUCCUAGGGUGUUGGAGAAACAUUUUGGGUAUAAAUUAUGCAUAUUUGAAAGGGAUGUAGUGCCCGGCAGAGGUAAGAAAGCUGUUGUUGAUGAAAUCCACUCCUUGAUAGAGCAAAGCCGAAGACUAAUCAUUGUCCUGAGUAAAAGUUACAUGUCUAGUGAAGUCAGAUAUGAACUUGAAAGUGGACUCCAUGAGGCACUGGUGGAAAGGAAAAUUAAAAUAAUCUUAAUUGAAUUUACACCCAUCAGUGACUUCACAUUCUUACCCCAAUCACUAAAACUUUUGAAAUCUCACAGAGUUCUGAAGUGGAAAGCUGAUAAAUCUCUGUCUUAUAACUCAAGGUUCUGGAAAAAUCUUCUUUAUCUGAUGCCUGCUAAAACAGUCAAGCCAUGGAGAGAUGAAUCUGAAGUCUUCCCCAUGCUUUCACAGUCCUGAUCUUCAGAAAAGCUGAAUGUAAUAAAGAACUCCUGAUACUCUGGAGGACUGAGUUGAUGAGUCUGUUCAUAACCAAGGACAUUUUUCAAAAUAUUGAACUCUAUGAAAAUCCUACUCAUAGUUUGAAGAUGGAAUGUUGUUAGAUUGCCAGGGAUAAUACUGAACAUUGAGCUGUGGUUGUGUGGUUCUGGAACACCCUGGUGUUGGGAACCGCCCUGCCUGGUUUCAGGAGCUAUAAACCCUCCAUGGCUAAGGCUGAGUGAGCGACCUUCAGACCAUAAGGUACUAAAGAGGCAAAGCUUAUCUCCCUGGCAGGAAUGCCGCUUCUGCUCCUUCAUCCAUAACUGGCCUCCCAUGCUUGAUCAGUUAGCCAAUGACAAGUAAGAUUUCCCAAGGGGGGAACCACCUAAGACAGGCAUGAUCACACGGAGGCCCCAGAGAAGGACUUGGGGGGCUAUGGAGAAAGAGGGUGAUGGACCCUCGCUGCCUGGCUUUGAUGAAGCCUGAGUCAGUCUGUCUGUGAGAAGUCUCUGAGAAUUCUUUGGCUAUCUGCCCCCUCUGACUGACUUAAGCCUGAAAACAAUGACUGAGGACGGUGCAGCCCUGUGCUGGAAAGGGCAGGCUCCCUGGGUGAUGAGGCCUGAGAAAGGAUAUGUAAAAUCCUGUGAAGCCUGCUUUGCUAAGAAUGCUCUUAGUUAAAUGAUAAAGGCCUAGGCAGAAAAUGAGUUUGUUUUCCCAAAGUUUUGUAGCCUUUUAGCUGAUAGACCCCAGCUUAGAAGAAGCCCUAACAGUUCUUUGUAUGCUAUCUACUGUUUACUGCCUGACAAUGAUUAAUAAGCUGUACCUGUAGUCCUGUGCAAAAAAAACAAUAAAAGCCUGUCUAGGCAAGGGUUGGCAUGCUCCCCCCUUGAGGGAGUAGCUGUGUCAUCCUUUUCCUCCACAGGACUCAGUAGUCCAUGUAAAUUUGUCUUGAUUUUGCAUCCAUAAUGCCGCGGGCACUGCAGGCCAGUGCAUGCAUCACCCUGGAAUUUAAAAGAACAAGAGUGUCCUGUUUUUCCCUCUUCUCUAACUGAGUGUUGAGGCUGGGAAUUGUGCAAAAAAACCUAUGUCUCACAAAAGGGCACAUCUUUAAGAUGCUAACAGUUGAACUACAGAAUUUUAAAUUUAUGAAGUGGAAUUUUCUGUGAGCCAGCAGGUGAAAUAGUAACUGGAAUGGUGCUGUCACCAUCACUCUAUAGCUACCUAGCUCUAAACAUUGUGGGCAGUCCCUGGGAUGUGGGGGAUUGCUGGUAGGGCUGUGUGCAGAGUAGGGGAGUAAUAUUUGAACCUGCUAUAAUAGGGCCAAGGCCUCAGGAUGUGUUCAGUGUAUGUCUACCACAGUGACAGGUAUGGUUCUUGAAACUCAACUGAGGCACUGCACAGGGCAUGCUUACUUAAGUCUGUUUGUGGGAACUUCUUUUUUUUUUUUAAUUAAAAAAAUUUUAAAGAUUUUAUUUAUUUAUCUUUAGAGGGGAAGGGAAGGAGAGAAGGAGAGAAACACCAAUGUAUGGUUGCCUUUCGUGCAUCCCCUGCUGGGAAGUGGCCUGCAGGGAACCGGCCUGCAACCCAGGCAUGUGCCCUGACUGGGAAUCAAAACUCGAUUGUCUGAUUCGCAGGCUCAAUCCACUGAGCUACACCAGCCAGGGCUGUUUGUGGGAGCUUCUUAAAAGUGACCUGUAACAAUCUUUUAUCUUUCAUGAGAAAUACAAAUUUUAAUUCAAAUGAUUUUCCAGGUCUUUCAAAAGUGGUCAAAAACAUUUGUGUUGACUUUAUAUAAAUGUUCAUAAACAGGAUGGUUGCCAGAUCAUAUUAGCCAUAAACCAACAAAAAAUUAUAGUUAUCUGCUUUAGUUUUAAAAAUUCAUGCCUUUAAAAUGCCUGUAGGGUGGAUGCAGCAUAGCAUGAUGACUUUAUGUGUGAGCUGUACAGCCAAAAUUCUUGAGUUCAAAUCUUGGGUUUACUUCUUUCUUCUGUGACCUCUGGAACAUUUUCUAAGGGAUCUGUACCUCAGUUUUCUCAAUGGCAAAUUAGAAUUUAUAAUAAUUAUACCUACUUCAAAGGGGGACUAAAUGAAUAAAGCACCUGUGACAGUUCUUGGCUCAGACUUAAUAUUCUUUAACUGUUGUCAUUACCACUUUUGUUAUCAUUAAUAUUACUUAGAUAAAAUUUUUAGCAGUGGAGUAAAAUAGAUUCCAGAAAGCAGGAAAGCAAAGAGAUAUGGAGAAGAAGGCAGUUAUGUCUCAGGACAUUAAUUGUAUAUGGAGAGAAGUGUAUAGGAAAGGUAUACCAAGAGGAAGGAUAUUUCUUCAUUGGACAUGAGCAAUUUUUGACAGUGGAAGACAUAUAUCUGUCUCACUAAAGUGAGCCUACCACUGUGAUCCUAGCCUUCUUGAUAGCCUCAGCAAUGAUGUCUAUGCAGGACAAUCACUGAGUGAGUGACAAGGAUCAGCCUUAAAGAGAAAGGAAAGUGCUGGUUAAGUUUGGAAGGCUGGGUAGAGCAUAUCCAUGCAGCGUGGAUGUUCCAAAAAAGCUUAGAGAGAGACUGUUCAAAACAGCUGUAAUAUAUUGCUGAAAAUUAAGGAAUAAUGAUAUUUUCAUGAGAUUUCAGUGCCAGAAAAUGAUUUAAUUUUUGUAGAGCUUCCAAUUCUGUGCUCUAGUUGUAUACUAGAAAAAGUAAAAGAAUUAAAUUGCUAACAUGUUUUAUAUGUGAAAAUAUAUGAUCAGGAGAAAGUUUAUUUGCUGUCAUCAUAGUCUCUA